This is a messenger RNA of Cyanidioschyzon merolae strain 10D, 654 nucleotides long. Its product is annotated as similar to glucosamine-phosphate N-acetyltransferase. Gene Ontology annotation, cellular component: endoplasmic reticulum-Golgi intermediate compartment; endoplasmic reticulum; Golgi apparatus. Gene Ontology annotation, biological process: UDP-N-acetylglucosamine biosynthetic process. Gene Ontology annotation, molecular function: glucosamine 6-phosphate N-acetyltransferase activity; monosaccharide binding. The record is from RefSeq and is a predicted model, not a curated record. Lineage: Eukaryota; Rhodophyta; Bangiophyceae; Cyanidiales; Cyanidiaceae. Bases 1 to 654 code for a protein of 217 amino acids. The transcript has a single exon.
AUGACAAGCGUACAAUCCAUAAAGCGCACCAGCAUAGCAGCACUCGAGUCGCUGAGCGGACAGUCGGACCUAAGGACGUUACGCUUGCAAGGCGGAUGCGCUCGCACUCGACUGCAGUUGGUGCUGGCGCUGCGGCAUGCCAAGCGGCAUGCGCUGCGUACCUUGCUCGAGCGCACUACGUUGAAGCAGCGCAUGGACGAGACUGCUUCAUACGAAGUACGUGAACUAUGCGAAACAGAUCUUGAGCACGGGUUUCCAGAGUUGCUUGCCCAGCUUACACAGACGGGUACGCUGCCGUUGUCCUUUUGGCGCGAACGCUACCGCCUUCGCCAGCAGCUGCCGGGCACGUACGUGACGCUGGUGGCCGUCGAAAGCGCCACAAAGCGCGUAACAGCGACAGCAACGCUGCUUAUCGAGUACAAAUUCACGCGAAGCUGCGGGCAAGCCGGUCACAUUGAGGACGUUGUGGUUGACGCAGCGCAUCGACGGCGGAACCUGGGCUCACGCCUCGUUCGAGAGCUGUGUGCACGAGCGCGGGACCAGUUCAAGUGCUACAAGGUUACCCUGGACUGCGUCGAAGAAAACGAGGCCUUUUAUGCGAAACUCGGUCUGGAGCGGAAAGGUCUCCAGAUGGUGCGCUAUUUCCCUACGUGA